CAACAUGGCAAAGAGGCUGAGAGAGGCAAUCCCUGACGAAGACUAUGACUUACUGAGUUUUCCCAGCUUAUCACAGGAGAGAUCAUGUUCUCCACAGCCUUCAGUAAACUACAGGUGUCCACAUGUGAAGAUUGAUGGUAUUGUCGAUAGCUCUGUAUGGCACAACUUUAGCAAGAGCUGGGGUAACAUUUUGCCUGUUAGUGCCAAUUUCAAUGAUGGGGAAGCCGAGCCGUUAACGAUAAACACGUGGUCCCAUGAUCUUCAACCGGUUAAGAGAUAUAUGACAGACGCAUAUACGGAGAGAGCAAAAGCUGUCAUGAACCCACUCAGCAAACUCAAAUAUGAUGUUACGAGCCAGAGGUGGUGCACACAAACUGAAACUGAAAGUUCAGUCAAGGACAGCAGAUAUUUGGACGCGUUCAAAUGCAACAUGGCGAAUUCGAAGGGCAGGAACUUCAUCCAAACUAUGCUCACACAAUUCUAUGACAUUGAAAACAAAGCUGGAAAUGUAAUCGUUGAAAACAUAGGAGGAGCUGCAAAAUCCUCCGAUGCUGCCAGAUUUCUUCACUUUCAUGUGAGUAAAAGGGAGCCAGAUGGUUCUCCCACAAGGAAGUCAACACGCACUUCUCGUCCACCUCCUUCACCAGAAAAGGAACGUUUGACAGACCUUCAGAGAUAUUUUGUGCCAGACCUUGUAAUGUUAACUGGUCAAACAGGACAGAAAAUUCAUGAAGUAUUGACUGUAGAGGUUAAAUCAGGGAAGGUGCUUCUUGAGAUUGACGAAACCCAGUUGAAAUAUAUGAUGCUGCCAUUAGUGAUAGAGCAGAAUGUAGCCGUAGGCUUAUUGAUCUGUGCAAAUAUGGCUACAAUCCUGAAAGCGCGGGUAGAUGGAGGAGAAAUAAUGUAUGGAUCAAAAAGCUUCUCCUUCUGUAGUGACCAUCUUGAUGAGGACAUGGCAACCGUUCUGGCAGAGCUUAAUGCUCAUAUUCUUGAUUGCAAAUCUUACGUGAGCGAAAAUCUUAAGUUUCCCUGAAACUUAAGAGAAUCUUAUCUGCAUGCAGGACACCAAAUAUCUUACAAAACUGCACAACAUUUAUAAUAAUUCAGAGUGAAAAAUACUUUUCAACAUACUUAAUUGCUGCACUCUGUUCAAAACACAAAAGAGAUUGCCUGUACCUGCCGUACGAGUUGCGCUGCACGUGAUUAUAAAAAUGAAAGUGAUACAAAAAAAUGCCUUAAAACCUCAGAAGAUUAAAAUUUUACACAUUAGAAAAUAUUCUGUCUAAGAAGCUCACCGGAACAACGUUGCAGUUGUAAAACCUGUCACGUCUUCCAAGGAUGAAACCCAGGGUGAUGAAGUUGUACGAGAACCUGUCGCGUCUUCCAAGGUUGAAACCCAAGAUGGUGAAAAAGAUGAAAUGGCCUCUCGACCUCUUUUAUAUCAUGUUAGGGAUCCGUCAACCAAAAGAAACGUGCUCGCAAGUAUUAUUACUUUGCGAAAACACAACCCAGAUGACCGGUUUGUUAUGAAAACAACCACAGGGCGCACAAAAUUGCAGUCAGGAUUCGAGUCUAUUUUCUGAAUCUCUUCAGUUUCUCCAUCGUCACUACCUCUCUCUUGAUUGGUGUAUGAAAGCCCUUAGGCAAGUUGCCCAUGAAUUUAUGUGCCAUUCCUUGGCCAAUGGCGAGAGCAUCAUCCACAUUCACUUCUUCGGGUGCCACUCUUCCAUUGAUAAUGUGGACUCGCAUGUGGACUCGCCUGUGGACUUGCCUGUGGACUCGGGUGAAGAUGCAACCAAAAUCGCCCAAAAGGAGACGGCAGCAUUCUUAAAAGCGGUUCAGGAACCUGCAGUUGAACAAGGUUUUAACCAGCGUCGUACUAAACAGGGAAAGUUUGAAAAUAAAUCCCCGGAUUCAUUGAGGUGGAGUGGCGUUCUCAAAAGGGUAGGCAUGGAAACAGAGCCCAUGCUAAAAAAGUACAAAACACCACAUAAA
This is a messenger RNA of Lytechinus pictus (painted urchin), 1995 nucleotides long. RefSeq lists its product as uncharacterized. Lineage: Eukaryota; Metazoa; Echinodermata; Echinoidea; Temnopleuroida; Toxopneustidae. The record is from RefSeq and is a predicted model, not a curated record. The transcript is spliced from 3 exons. The coding region runs from base 5 to 1033 and encodes 342 amino acids.